AUGGCUGCGCCCGCAGCAGCCUGCGCCUGGGUGCUCCGCUGCUGCCUCCUCCUCCUCCUCCUGGGGCUGGCGGCGACUGCCGGAGCCGCAGGGGAGGCAGCUCCCGGCGGGGACUGCGGGUGCAGCGUUAGCCGGGGCGGCGGUGGCGGGCGGGAGGUAGCAACGCGGCGAUACUCGGCGGCGGCGGCGGCGGGCGACGGACGAAGCGCUGGGCACAGUCCGAUGGUCGCUAUUCCGGGAGGAGUGUUCACAAUGGGCACUGAUGAACCUGAAAUACAGCAAGAUGGAGAAUGGCCUGCCAGAAGAGUCCACGUUAACAGUUUCUACAUGGAUCAGUAUGAGGUCAGCAAUGAGGAGUUUGAGAGAUUUGUGAAUUCUACUGGGUACGUUACUGAGGCAGAGAAAUUUGGUGAUUCCUUUGUGUUUGAGGGAAUGCUGAGUGAAGAACUGAAGGCUGACAUCCACCAGGCAGUUGCAGCUGCUCCCUGGUGGUUGCCUGUGAAGGGAGCCAACUGGAAGCACCCUGAGGGUCCUGACUCGAGUAUCUCCAACAGAAUGGAUCAUCCAGUUCUUCAUGUUUCCUGGAAUGAUGCUGUGGCAUUCUGCACAUGGGCAGGGAAACGAUUACCAACUGAGGCUGAAUGGGAAUACAGCUGUCGAGGGGGCCUUGAAAAUAGACUUUUCCCAUGGGGCAACAAGCUUCAGCCAAAAGGUCAACAUUAUGCCAAUAUCUGGCAGGGAGUGUUCCCAACUAAUAACACUGCAGAAGAUGGAUACAAAGGAACUGCGCCUGUCACUGCUUUUCCUCCCAAUGGAUAUGGCUUGUACAACAUCGUAGGGAAUGCCUGGGAAUGGACGUCUGACUGGUGGGCUGUUCAUCAUUCAACAGAUGAAGUUCACAACCCUAAAGGGCCCUCGUCGGGGACAGACAGAGUGAAGAAGGGUGGAUCCUAUAUGUGCCAUAAGUCUUACUGCUACAGGUAUCGCUGUGCGGCCCGUAGUCAAAACACUCCCGACAGCUCUGCUUCCAAUCUGGGAUUCCGCUGCGCAGCAGACACCUUGCCGGAGCUACAGUGACCAAGUGGGCUGUCGCACCGAGACGGGAAGGGCUGAAUUUCACCUCAGGCUGCAGAGAUGUGUGGAGUGUCGCUUGCUGAUGACACAGAACAGAAAAAUCUAGUGCUUAAACUUCCUGCUGAGGGGAAAAUAAAUCCAACACUACUCAACGUUGCUGGAAGAACCUUCAUGUAUUUAUCUUUGGGGAACCUGGCCUGGACUUUUAUCCUGACCAAAUGUUUUAUUGGUGAAUUCUGUUGGUCUUAGCGAGAGUAUUCUAGAGUUAACUAGCACAAAACUGAGCAGAAACAUGCCAAUUGUGUUUUAAAAGGUUAAUUCAUAGCUCCUUUAGAAAAGAUCUUUAUUAAAUAGGUUUUUUUAUAUAUAGUUUGAAUUUCUAUGCUCAAAUCCAAUAAACAAGGACUGUAUAAACUUCUAGACAGCUUUAAAAGAAAUGUGAAGCAGUUAAGAAAUUCUAGACAGCUUUAAAAGAAAAUUGAAGGAGUUAAGAAGAGGUGAGGACUGGAAGACAGACAGCUAUGAACACGGGCAGUUAGCACAGCCCUUGUAUUACAUUCCUGUUGCAGUGAAAACCAAGUCCAGAAAUGUGCUUUUCCUGGUGAGAUACUUGCUCCUCUUUAGAAAGUGCCUUCUGCAGCUGAGGGAUGAUGAUAAUCCUCAGGGUGAUGAUGAUUAGAAAUGUUGUACAUAUUUGAAUAAAAUUUCAAGCAUUUCUUUAUGCUGAAGACUUUUAUUGAUGGAAAAACACUGGCAAUUUCCUUUGAAUUUCUCUUGGACACGGUGUAGGCUUACUUUGGGGACUUGCAAACUGCAAAAAUGGCAUCAUUAGAAAGUGAAGCUAACAUAUGAUUCCACCUGAAUAAAAGAUCAUUAAAGUGAAAUGAUGGCAGAUGUAACUGUGAGCUCUAAGGCCUAAUAAGGUAAAUUUUGAAACUAUUCUGUUUAAAAAAAAAAAAACAAACAACCAAUCCCACUUAAAAGGAGAGGAAUUUUAGCAAGGAGGAAGGGAAAUAGGAAUAAUGAGAGCUACCUCACUGAAUGUAUUUCAGGCCUUUCGCAAAGUGUUUUGCACUGUCACUCACUCUAGGACACGGUAUCCGGUCAUAUUUCUGUGCCAGGCAAUUGCUUGCUGUAAGUGGAGACCGAACAAGAGAUCGCCGAUGCAGCAAGCUCCGCAUCAGAACGGCUCUCCUUUCGAACGUGUCGCAGUGAGCUGUGUGGCUGCCCUCGAACAGGCCUCUUCACUGCCUGCGUGUAGAACACGGAUUGACCUCGGCCGUCUUCUCAGCUGCUUUGAGACCUAACAGUGAAAAAUGUGGUGGAUUAACGAAAACUCUUGCACUGAUGCCAGUCCUUCCCAGCAUUGUCUUUUCUGUACUAAGUUGGGCUUGGGUUUAAUACACCUGGGGUUAAUACACAUCCAUCACUUGCCAGCUCCUUCCCCACUUAAGGUUUCAUGUUGAAAAGAAGAUAUUGGAGAACAUCUGGGGAGCCCUUCAACAAACACCAGCCUCCAGUGGGGGGUAAAGGUAAUUCUAGCAAGCAGAAAAAAAUGAUUCCAGAAUACACCACUGUGACUUGGCAGGCACGGAAGCAUGAUAAAAGCUGUGGUAAAUAUUUUGUGUAGUAAAAACUGCCUUACCAGCAUUAAAUGUUUAAUUAAAAUCUAUGCAUUAAAAAUGUCUGUUUUACUGAGAGUAAUAGGGAAAGAUUCUUUCUGUCUUUAUUUCUGUUUUUCGAAAAGGCAUGUCUCUGCCACAA
Molecule: messenger RNA, 2838 nt
Organism: Gymnogyps californianus (California condor)
Lineage: Eukaryota; Metazoa; Chordata; Aves; Accipitriformes; Cathartidae
Gene: SUMF1
Product: sulfatase modifying factor 1
Exons: 9
Coding region: 1-1077 (358 amino acids)
Cellular component (GO): endoplasmic reticulum
Source: RefSeq, a predicted model, not a curated record